This is a messenger RNA of Manduca sexta (tobacco hornworm), 3172 nucleotides long. Its product is annotated as CKLF-like MARVEL transmembrane domain-containing protein 5. The record is from RefSeq and is a predicted model, not a curated record. Bases 198 to 668 code for a protein of 156 amino acids. Lineage: Eukaryota; Metazoa; Arthropoda; Insecta; Lepidoptera; Sphingidae. The transcript has 4 exons. Gene Ontology annotation, cellular component: membrane.
CUUUCCAAAUUUCAUGACAGUAAUUUGUUGACUUGUUCAACUUGUUGACACAUUUUAAUUUUUGUGAUCGUCGGAAAGAAAACAUUCAAAUAAGAACACUACAGGAAAAGCAAAUAAAAAUUAAUCGAGUAUUGUACAUGUUUCAUUUGCGGGAAACCAGGUAAAUUCUCAAGACAUACGACGUCUAUUAAGUAAUAAUGUUUGACAACUUCCACAACAACCAGGCACCUCCACCGGAGCCUGCUGCCCCUAAGAAGGUGUUGAGGUUUGACAGAGGAUAUCUAAAGACAUUACCAGGCAUAUUGCAACUUGUGCAGUUGCUAUGCAACAUAAUCGGCUUCAUAUGCAUAAAAGUGUCAUGGUCGUGGGUGUCAGCGAUAUUCUACAACCUGGUGUAUUGGAUUGGCAACAUGGUUACUGUAUUCCUCCUGCUGUCCUACACCUUCCACCUGGUUGAGAAGUAUGACAGGUGGCCGUGGCCCAAGUAUGAGUUCUUCUUCUGUGGAGCAAUGAGCCUGGCUUACAUCGUUUGCUCAAUAUUUGCAACUACAAUUGGGGAGAGUGUUGGGUAUGCUGUUGGGUUUUUCGGCCUUUGCGCAAUAAUAGCAUACGGUGCGGACGCAUAUUUUAAAUACAAAGCGUGGAAGAGAGGUCUACCACCUCAAUAAGCCUAAUUUCAAAUUGGGUGACAGUCUAUACAAAAUAAUGAAGCACCUAAAAGUACUUUAUACCUUUAAGUGUAGCAGAACGUUUUUAUGUUUCGUUAAUAAGUUCUUGACAGAUCUUCCAACAUGGAGUUACAGGAAACGAAUAUUUUAAUACCUUUUUCUAUUUUUAAACGGUUUUUAGAAGCGCCAAGCGCUAUUUGUGACCUUUUCCAUCGCUCCAAAGACGCGAAUUUGAAGUUAUAAAAGUGUUCCAAUGUUAUACAUUUUCGUGGUAUUGUACACUUUGGCAACUUUCCAUUCGUAGGAUAAAUGCGUUUGCUUACAUGGUUGUUAAUUAAAAGAUAACAUUUUUAUAAAUCUUUACAAACUAUAUUCUGUAAUCAAAUUACAUAAUUCCAUAUGUUUGAUACAAAAUGAUUAUACAAUGAUGUUGCCUUACACGCAUAACUUUAGUUAUUAAGAUAAUUACAACAUUUGAAAUCUUAUCAUUAUUGUGACUUUCACUAUUAAACUAAAUGAAUGGAAGUGUAAACUGUUUACUAUAAGUCUAAUUAAAAUUGAUCAUGAUAAUUAUAAAUUGAUAAUGGAUCAAAUGUUCGCAUAAAUAACAGUGCCUUAAAGUGCCCAAAGCAUUUAUUAAUAUUUUUAUAAUAUUUUGUAAGUAACAUUCACUCUUGUGCCAGCUUCAAUUAUUAGUAUUAAGGAUAUUUUUAAAUAAUCACUAUUAUUUAAUAAUUAAAAUAUUACACUUACAAUGUGUCUUGGAAAUAUUUUGGCAAUAAUGUAUACUUUGUGGAUUUAAGGCCUUCAAAAAAUUUAUGAAAUAUUCACCUAUUCGAUAAUUGAUUGUUUAAACUUUAAAGUCUGAGUGUAACUAUUUGUAACAAGUAUUCCAAGUAUUUUGUAAGUACUUAAAUUGUUUUGAUGAUUUUUUACUUACUUUCUUGUUAUGUGUAUAAUAAUGUUAUAUCCACACUAAAUAUUUGAUAACACCCUGUACUAUAAACUGUAUUAUAUAAUCGGUAGUUAAAUCGAUAAAAUUUAAGAUUGAUUGUGUUUGCUAUAAUAGAUAAAAACAUGUCGAAUUCAUGAGUCAGAAGUUUGAUAAAAUAUAUUUCUUCAAUUAAACUGUUUCAGUUAAGGUCAAUGGCAUUCGUAUUUCGUAUAAAAUUAUUUUUGGUACAAUUUGACUUAUGUAAGAGAGUACAGGUACUUUGACAGUAAUAAAUAGUAUAAUACACUAAUGCUUUUGUCGUCAAAUGCGGCUCAGUCUGGUUUAACCAGUAAUGACUUCCCCAAUUAUUAUUUACGGAGGCAUACCUACAUGUUCAAACUUGGCAGCUCCGUACCACAAUGAAUAAAUAAAAAAAAAAUUAAAUCAAUCCAAGUUUGCCCACCAUGGUAGCCAAGAAUUAUAACAUUAUCUUAUUAUUAUGUUAAUAAAAUCAUUUUUAAGAUAUCUUAUUUUACUGUUAGGGCUCAAUAAUUAUUAUCGAUAUUCUUUUAGACUCGACUCACUUCGAAAUGGCGAGUGGGUUCGAGAAUUUAUCUAAUAUUUUUUAUUAAGUUCACGACACGCUGCCUGUUGCUCUGUACGUUGUUACUGCCAUCUCGAUGCGAAAUGUGUGGUGGAAAGUAGUGUUGAGGGUAAUUUAGAUUUAUUAUUAAGCUUUGGAAGAUUUUUGUUUAUAACACUUACACACAAACUUUUCAUAGCUAUUUUGUUUGUAGAGAUGUUGAUUUAUUAAUGUAAACAUUUUUAAAUCUGUGUAUGUUCUGUCAUGGGGAGUAAAAAAAUAUUUUUUUUAUCUGUGAAAUUAUAACAGUGCGGAUGUUAUGAACGACUAUCUUUAAAUGAUAAAAAAUACAGUGCAGUUAGUGGUUGUUAAGCCAUAAAAAGUUAAUUUAAAAAUGACAUAAAUUAUGCACAAUUAUAAGUAAAGAACAAAGAGACAAUUUUCAAUUCAUCUGUAACUUGACAUUGAUUUUAAAAUCGCUGAUCAAAUAAAAAACGAGUGACGCACUGUUAUGACUUCAAGGAUAAUAGUUCUCACAAAAUGGCUAUUACUCGUAAACAAUGUUCUUAUCAUCAUGGUUUUUUUUUUCGUGACUGAACUUAAGAGCAUAUUAGUCAUACUUUAAUUAUAAACUACGAUAUCAAUUAGUAAAUAAUGCAAUAGAAAAUAAACCGUACACACAUUUAAAUAACAUUGAAAAUUAAACAUAAAAAUCAAAGUGGAGGAUUUUUUUUAUCACUUAUAGGUGUAAGCAGUUGACUGGAUAGUCUGUAAUCCCUUUGUCAAUCAUCCCAAUCGAUAUUUCCGAAGAAAUCAACCAUAGAAUAAUACCAUAUUAAACACAUCCGUCAAUCGCUCUUAUGUCACUAUCAUUAGUUUUGGUUAGUACUAUUACAAUUACUCCCACUACUUUAUCUUCCACCAGUCUAUUGUAUGUACCCUGUUGUUAUUAAAGAUUUGUUAAAUAAAUAAAACACUGACAACACA